UGACAAAACUUUACUUCUGAUUUGAAAUUCGGCAAUAUGUCGUUCACAUGAACAUGUCAAAGUUAUUUUUAGCGUUAAAAUUUUAUUAAUAUUUCUGUUUAUUUUGUUUAUUCUUAGUUUGUUUACCUGUGGAAGAUUUUAGAAAUGGAUAAAUUGAAGAAAGCUCUAAGUGGAGAUGAUGUGGACGAAGAGCAAGGAAUUAUGGCUCAGGUUGUAGAUGCAUCCACUUUAAGUUGGUCUACUAGAAUAAAAGGUUUUAUUAUCUGCUUCAUUUUAGGCUUUGCUUUUUCAAUUUUGGGAUCAGCGUGUAUGGCCAUUCCCGGUAAAGGCUUUAUUUUGUUUGGCAUAUUUUAUACUUUAGGCAACAUAACUGCAUUAGCAAGCACAAUGUUUCUUAUGGGUCCAUGUAACCAAUGCCAGAAAAUGUUUGCUCCUACAAGAUUUUUUGCAACUAUAGCCGUUUUGGGAUUUCUUGCAUUAACACUUUGUGCUGCAUUUUGGGUAAUGGAAAAAAUAGGCCUUGUAAUUUUAUUUUGUAUAUUACAAUUUCUAUCAAUGACAUGGUAUUCUUUAUCAUACAUUCCUUAUGCAAGGAAUGCUGUUGUGAAAUUUUUCCAGUCCUGUAUAUCAUAGACUCUGAAACAACUGUCAUUCAAAUUGGAAAAACUAAUUUCAUUGCAAACACUUAAAUAUUUAAUGAACUCAUAGUUAUCUUUGUUACAUAAGAGAAUUUAUAAUCAGAAUGUGUAUUUUGCCUUACAUCUGUGUUAGAUGUAUAUUUUUGAUACAUGUAUAAAUGUUGGGGAUUUGUGAUUGCAUUGAUGAAUUUGAAGCAAUAUUUUCUUUAAAACUAUAUGUAAAAACAUGUAUGUAUGAAUGUGUAUGUAUUUAGGGUACUGUGUUAAAGAAUGAAAUUCAACUUUUAAAAAUAAUAAUAAAUUUCAAAUAUUCUUGUUGAAAUUGUUAGACCUUGAAUUGCAUUUUAUUAUGAGAAAAAAAAUUCAAGAAAAAUUGUAAUUUAAUCUUAAAGGUACUGUGAAAUUACCAAUCGGCUGUCACCAAGACCUAAUGAAACAUUUUAUCUUUAAAGAGUUACCAUUUGUUGGACUUUUCUUAGACAUUAUUGUUGUAGUUUGGAUAAGUAAUUCAUUUGCUGAUGCUUGAUAAAUGAUAUAUUUUGUAAUGAAAGCCUGAAGCUUAAAUCAAUAAGAGCUUAUUUGUUCUGACCAAAAUAUUGCCUUUUCAAUGGCUUUUGGUGGCAUAGAUGAGAAGUCAACAUGAAAUUUGUAUACUUAUUACUGUUGAAAAUAUAUUUACUUUUAAAACAAAAUUAUUUUGAAGUGUGAAGCUUGUUUGGGUAGCUUAGCUUUUCUGUGUUGUCAAUUCAAGCCAGCACGCCAUCACCUAAGUACUGCUGGCAUUGAGACUGACUGCAGACCCCAACGAGCAAAAAGUAUCUAACGUGCAAAACAUUUUUAGUAUAAUUUUCACCAUGGAGCUGGUAUCUAACUAGAGUGUGUACUUCUUCUAGCCACAAGGCAGAAACUGUCUAUCAACGUGAGGAUAAAAUACUCAUCAAAUAUGAGGUUUGUUUUGUAUUUGUCACCUUUCUUGCCAAAUCAUAGUAAAGCUGAAGUACAUGUUUUUACUAAGUUUUGUGCACUUUAGAUUGUUGGGCUCCCUGAGCAGUAGUGUUCAAAACCAUUUUCAUCUGUACAACCAAAGCAUAACCCUUGCAAGCGCUCUUGUUAAAUUGUAGCUCUAUGAUCCUCACAGAAUGGGUCUAAUGCAAAAUGUGCUUAGCCAAUGAAAUCUGUAAACUGUUCUAAAAUUGACUCAACUUACAAAAUAUGCAGUUUUGUGAAUAAUUUAUUUUAGGAAAUAAAAAUAUUAUUUCUUCAUUAAUAAUCAGCACUCUUAAGAUCAAUUUUAUAGCUUUUUCAAUUAAAUAUUAAAAGCUUUAUUAAUCUCUUAAAGAUGAUGUGCGAAAUAAAUUUGAUUAAUGCGUAUCAAAGAAGAAAAAAGGCACACAAUAGUCCGCACAAAGUAUUUAGCUACUUAAUAUUGAAUUUCUGCCACAAUAACCCCCCGAGCAGUGCACUCCACAAAAUAUGAGGGAAGGUCGUCUUAACUGGUUUACAGGAUUUGUGACAUCACUAAUUUUCGGCUGAUUUCAGAAUAUUAAAAAAAAAAAGAAUUCUAAAAAAAGCGAAGCUAGUCUGGUGAAGUGGACCUCAAUGGAAAUUUAAUGACUCACAAAAAUGUUAGCUCAGAGUGUUGGCUCGUUAAAAGCCGGUUAUGUCCUCAUAGACUUAACUUUGUACGAACCAGGUGCAUCAGGUUUCCCUGUUACGUUUGGGUUCUCGUUAAAUUGGGGCUCGUUAACUAUAAAAUGUGAGAUUGAUGCCCUGUCCAAUACGGUAUAAGGUAAAAAUCAAAAAUUUUAAGACCAAGUUUUCAUAUAUUUUCUUUUGUAUAUGCCAAAAUUGAAUGUUUACCCAGGUGGGUUGUUCAAAUUUUUACAUAGUUAGUAACUCGUUAAAUUUAACAUUGUUGAAUAUGUACAAAGGGAUGGCGUAUUUAAUUUUAAAAAAGAUAAAAGAUUUUAUGAACACUUUUCCUUUCAAUGCACUUGUGCUCUUAAGAAGCCUGAGACAUGUCUAUUGGAACAUUUGCCAUAUGUGCUCGGAAAAUUGUUAUAUAUUAACAUCACCUUUGGAAGUCUUAGAUUUUACAAACUAUAAAUGAGUACAUUUAUUUUUCAUAUUAAAAAAUGGUUGAAAUGUCGUGAAUUUGCAUUGAAUUUUUAUCUACUUUUAAUUGUUAUAAAAAUUUUAUCCUAAACACUUAAAUGUUGAAAUAACAGCAACUUAGUUUUCUGCCUCUUUUUGAAAAAAUGUGAUAUAAAAUUUUUAAUAAAAUGCUAUGUCUUUAAGCUGUUUUACACAAAUUUGUGCCUAUGUAAAAAUUGAAAUUUUAUAUUUAAUACUAUACCAAUGGUGUUUUUGUGCACCAAAGCUUCAUAUUCAUUUACAUAGAUAAAUAUUGUCUUUAAAUUUUCUUGUUCGUAAAUUCUACUUUUGCUGAAAUACUUUCACAUUUUUAUGGGUUAUAAAAGUAUGAACAAACUAUAAUUCGUUCUUUCUGUACUUGUGCUCUUAAACUUUGAAUAUCAACUUUAAUUCCAUGAUAUUCAUUUAUUGUUUUUCUGAGAUUAUAUUUAACAAUCUUUCUGUUAAUGUCACAACUUUCAAGUUUUCUGCAUUAAGUUAUAAAUGUAUGAAUAAAAAUUAUUCUCAGUAUUAAAAUUUUUGUGGUUUAGGUGACUCAUGUAUGUGUAUAUUUGCUAAUUUUUAUGUAAGCUUUAUAUAUUUUGUAUAUUUUUUGAUCAGUUCUUGUACAAACAACUUUUCAUUGCCAAUCAGCAAAAAUAAAAGAAAAUACAUUUUGAA
Molecule: messenger RNA, 3452 nt
Organism: Uloborus diversus
Lineage: Eukaryota; Metazoa; Arthropoda; Arachnida; Araneae; Uloboridae
Product: vesicle transport protein SFT2B-like
Exons: 8
Coding region: 145-633 (162 amino acids)
Biological process (GO): vesicle-mediated transport
Cellular component (GO): membrane
Source: RefSeq, a predicted model, not a curated record